GAGGCUUCCCAGAGCCUUGUGAUGAUGACUUUGUCAAUGCUCUAAAUUUCCCCUGGAGACCGAUUCCCUCGGUGCCCAAAAUAGGUCCCUGGCAUCCAGGUCCUUUCUGCCCAACUCAGCUUCUCUAGAUUUCCUAACAAAUUAAGAGAUGUCCUUGGCGUGGCUCCAGUGAUGUGUUGAGGGACCAGAAUCCUGUUUUCUCAGGGAUACGCUCAUGAGGUCGUUUCAGGCCCUGGCGCACCUGUCAGCUCCAGCCUCCUGGGCUUCUUUCCCUAGGACAGGGGGAUAUAAGAAAGAUCUGGGCAAGAACAAAGAAGAGCCUCUCUGUCAUCUCUGGUGCCCUUGUUUUGAAUCAUAGGAUUCAGAAGAAGACGGUCAAAGUCACUGACUAAGCCUUGGAGGCAAAAACUUUCAUUGUCUCUAUCUAUAGGUCCAGCAGGAUCUCUCCUUUCACCCAGGCCAUGUAUGGUGCCUGUCACACGGGCCAGUUCAGAUUCUGUGUCACUACCUGGAAGAGGCACCCAGGCCCAAGCAUUGGGGUCGGGGGCUCACAGGAGCCCUCUGAGUGAGAGCACCUCUGUUGCCCACCUCAGCUUCCACCACAGGAGUGAAGUUCACCCCACUCUCACUCUGGGGAGUCACCCGUUCCCGAAUGAGUCAGGGUCACUCACUCGGUGACAGCUGUGGCUCGCCUUACAGGAGCUAAAUUGGGAGUUGGAAUGUCACACACACAUGCUCCUUGUUCCCCACCCCCACGUUAAAAGCUAAUCUCCUCUCUGGGGAGUGAGAGACAAACAGCACUGCCCACAGAGUGGACAAGAGGGGUUUGGGAAACAAAAGGAGAAAUUUCCAGGGACAGAGCCAUUCAGGGAGAGAGGAAGAUAAAAAGCUACAUGUGCCUGGCCAAGGUACAGAGCAGAAACUAAGCGAGGCAAAGUGUCUGAAAACAGCUAUCUAAGGACAAGGCAAAUUGUUUUGAGGAAGGGACAGGAGACAUAGCAGAGCUGUUUCAGGAGUGAGCAACAGAAGGGAACGCAAAGAGUCGGAAGACUGUCGAAAGUACACGAGGAAGGGUCCAGAGGCAGUGAGAGAAGGCCAAGACCAGGGCCAAGGCCAGGGUAGGCACAAUCGCUGAGGGGAUGAACUUCACGGUGGGUUUCAAGCCGCUGCUAGGGGAUGCACACAGCAUGGACAACCUGGAGAAGCAGCUUAUUUGCCCCAUCUGCCUGGAGAUGUUCUCCAAACCGGUGGUGAUCCUACCCUGCCAGCACAACCUGUGCCGCAAGUGCGCCAACGAUGUCUUCCAGGCCUCGAACCCUCUGUGGCAGUCCCGGAGCUCCACCACUGUGUCUUCAGGGGGCCGUUUCCGCUGCCCAUCUUGCAGGCACGAGGUGGUCCUGGACCGACAUGGCGUCUACGGCCUGCAGCGGAACCUGCUCGUGGAGAACAUUAUCGACAUUUACAAGCAGGAGUCCUCCCGUCCACUGCAUUCCAAGGCUGAGCAGCACCUCAUGUGCGAGGAGCAUGAAGAUGAGAAGAUCAAUAUCUACUGUCUGAGCUGUGAAGUGCCCACCUGCUCUCUCUGCAAGGUCUUUGGUGCCCACAAGGACUGUGAGGUGGCCCCACUGCCCACCAUUUACAAACGCCAGAAGAGUGAGCUCAGCGAUGGCAUCGCGAUGCUGGUGGCCGGCAAUGACCGUGUGCAAGCAGUGAUCACACAGAUGGAGGAGGUGUGCCAGACCAUUGAGGAAAACAGUCGGAGGCAGAAGCAGUUGCUGAACCAGAGGUUUGAGGGCCUGUGUGCGGUGCUGGAGGAGCGGAAGGGUGAGCUGCUGCAGGCGCUGGCCAAGGAGCAGGAGGAGAAGCUGCAGAGAGUCAGGGGCCUCAUCCGCCAGUAUGGAGACCACCUGGAGGCCUCCUCUAAGCUGGUGGAGUCUGCCAUCCAGUCCAUGGAGGAGCCGCAGAUGGCGCUCUACCUGCAGCAGGCCAAGGAGUUGAUCAAUAAGGUCGGGACGAUGUCGAAGGUGGAGCUGGCCGGCCGGCCGGAGCCAGGCUAUGAAAGAAUGGAUCAAUUCACCGUGAGCGUGGAGCAUGUGGCCGAAAUGCUGAGAACCAUCGACUUCCAACCAGGCACUUCUGGGGAGGAAGAGGAUGAGGAGGUCGCGGUGGAAGGGGAAGAGGGCAACGCAGGACCAGAGGAAGAGCGGACGGAUGGGCGGGAAAACACAGGCCAGCACUGACUCGCUCCUGUUGCGGAUCCUGCGCACCCGGGUCCUGGCGCUCGCAUGGUAAACGACCUGAGCAGAGACCACCAUGCCACCCAGCCCGGCGCCCCGCCGCGGGGGAGGGGCUCAAUAAAGAGCUAAUGCGUCCCGA
Molecule: messenger RNA, 2376 nt
Organism: Odocoileus virginianus texanus
Lineage: Eukaryota; Metazoa; Chordata; Mammalia; Artiodactyla; Cervidae
Gene: TRIM54
Product: tripartite motif containing 54
Biological process (GO): protein ubiquitination
Cellular component (GO): cytoplasm
Molecular function (GO): zinc ion binding; ubiquitin protein ligase activity
Source: RefSeq, a predicted model, not a curated record